Messenger RNA from Kluyveromyces lactis, 501 nucleotides. It is a transcript of the gene IST3, whose product is annotated as U2 snRNP complex subunit IST3. Gene Ontology annotation, molecular function: RNA binding. Lineage: Eukaryota; Fungi; Ascomycota; Saccharomycetes; Saccharomycetales; Saccharomycetaceae. The record is from RefSeq and is a predicted model, not a curated record. Gene Ontology annotation, biological process: mRNA splicing, via spliceosome. Bases 1 to 501 code for a protein of 166 amino acids. The transcript has a single exon. Gene Ontology annotation, cellular component: catalytic step 2 spliceosome; U2 snRNP; precatalytic spliceosome.
AUGAAUCAGAUAAGGUCGAUACAGAAACUUAGUGAAAGGGAGUUGGAAUGUGGGAUUCUAAAGCCAGAAAGCUCAUGGCAUCAUGAGUAUAAAGAUCAGGCCUACAUAAACUUUGGAGGGAUGCACCUCGAAUUGACAGAAGCUGAUAUUCUCACCAUAUUCUCCCAGUACGGCUGUCCUGUGGACAUCAAACUUGUACGCGACCAGACAACUGGAAAAUCUAAAGGGUUCGGGUUUCUCAAGUAUGAAGAUCAAAGAUCGACUAUACUUGCGGUGGAUAACCUAAAUGGAGCCAAGGUUUGUGGAAGACUGAUACGAGUAGAUCAUGCUUUUUAUAGGCCAAGAUCCGAUGAAGCUGAGUACGAGGAAGCUGUAAGACAAGAGUUGGAGAAGGAUUUCGCAAAAACAGGAGACGUACCGAGUGAACCCAUGAAGCAAGAAUCGGUGGCUGACCCGUUGGAUGAGUUUGCUGAUCCAAUGGCUGCGUUUCUGAAGAAAUGA